ACUUUCCUACCGUGUGCGAUUUUUCCAUUUAGCUUGGUGUAAACACCGGAAGUAAACAAACAGCCCCAACACAUGCAGCAACAGGACAUACUGACGACGGGACUGAACACAUUCUGUUUAUUUCUUUGUGAGAGUACCUGCCUUGUGGUUGUGUACCAAUAUGACUAGUUCAGGGCUUAGCAUUUUCAAUGAUCUGGAGUUUGGGGCCGUCGUUAGAGAGCUGGACACCCCAAAUGUCGACGGCUGGGAGUUUUUCACAGAAAGCCACGGAGUCAAAAUAUACAGGCUGUAUAACGAGACUUCUGGGCUUUAUGAAUACAAGGUUUAUGGUACACUAGAUGACUGUCCCCCUGAUGUAUGUGCUGAGGUGUAUCUUGACCUGGAAUACAGGAAAAUCUGGGACAGUUAUGUCUCUGAACUGUAUGAAAGGGAGGCCAAUGGUAUGAAGGUUAUAUACUGGGAUGUUGCCUACCCAUUCCCUAUGUCUCACAGAGAUUAUGUUUAUAAAAGAGAAUAUAAAGAAAUAGAACACAAUGGUCACAAAGUGUAUGCAGUGAUGGCCAAAAGUGUGGAGUGUUCAGAUAUUCCUGAGAAGUCAGGGGUUAUUAGAGUAGAUGACUACAAACAGAGCUGUGUUCUUACCACUGAUGGUAAAGUGGGAUCAAAAGCAUACAUGAGGUAUUAUGACAAUCCAAAAGGCAUGAUUCCAGCAUGGUUAAUCAAUUGGGGAGCGAAGACUGGUGUUCCAUCUUUCUUGACGAUGAUGCAGAAAGCUUGUCGAGGGUACCCAGAAUACAAAGCUAAAAAAAGGACCACUAGUUAACAAUCAGGGCACAGAAUUAAACAUGACAUGGAGAUACUCCUUUAUUUAUACUCAACUCUGGGAUUUUUUUACCAUUUUCUCACAUUCUUUUGUUAUUUUUAUAUAACAAUCAUAUACUGUGUACUUUGUGAGGUCAUUGCAGCAUCUUUUUGUUGUAUGACUUCUUCCAUUGUUAAGACUUGUGAUACUACUUUUGUGAUAUUCAGGUGCAAUGUUCUUUAAAUGUUUGAAAAUGUGUUCUGUUUAUGUAAUUAGAAUGUAACUUUUAUUUAAAUCUCAUAUCAAAUAUGGAAGAAAAAAUAAAUUAUUUUCCAAAGUUU
Messenger RNA from Saccostrea cuccullata (small rock oyster), 1143 nucleotides. RefSeq names its product phosphatidylcholine transfer protein-like. Gene Ontology annotation, molecular function: phosphatidylcholine intramembrane carrier activity; phosphatidylcholine binding. Lineage: Eukaryota; Metazoa; Mollusca; Bivalvia; Ostreida; Ostreidae. Bases 161 to 823 code for a protein of 220 amino acids. The record is from RefSeq and is a predicted model, not a curated record. The transcript has 6 exons.